Molecule: messenger RNA, 618 nt
Organism: Hibiscus syriacus
Lineage: Eukaryota; Viridiplantae; Streptophyta; Magnoliopsida; Malvales; Malvaceae
Product: protein FLX-like 2
Exons: 4
Coding region: 1-618 (205 amino acids)
Source: RefSeq, a predicted model, not a curated record
AUGGAAGCAGAUAUUCGGGUUGGUGAGAGUGUGAAAAUGGAGUUGCAACAGGCACUCUUCGAGGCACAAAGUUUAGUCAAAGCCAGACAAGUGUUAAUCAUCCAAAUUCAACAAGCCUCUCAGGAGUUGGCGAAAACUCGGGAUGAUGUUAAGUCUCUUCCAGAGUUACAGGAUGAACUUGAAGGUUUGAGGAAAGAUAACCAGAGAUUACGCUUUAAUGUGGAAUGCUGUUUAAGUAAUCAAUGGAUGGAGGUGGUUCUAAUGUGUGUUACAUUUCAAUAUGAAAAAAGGUCAAACAUAGAGCAGGUGGAGCAAAUGCAAGCUAUGGAGAAGAAUCUGAUCGGGAUGGCAAAAGAAGUUGAAAAGUUACGUGCUGUAGUCUCAAGUGCUGAGAAGACUGUGCCCGCACCAAUAGGAGUGAUACCAUAUGCGGGUGGUUACAUGAAUCCCGAUCCUUCAUAUGUACUGCCUUUUCAAGGUAGCACCACCUAUUUUGAUGGCUACGGUCGGCCUGUAAUGCAGAUGGGUCCUGGCGUAGCAGAGGGCAUGAUCCCAUAUGGUAGUAGUACCAAUGUUCCGGCUGCUACUGCUGCAACUAGUGGUCAAGCUGUCAACUAG